Populus nigra (black poplar) is the source of this 959-nucleotide messenger RNA. RefSeq names its product protein S40-4. The coding region runs from base 141 to 644 and encodes 167 amino acids. Lineage: Eukaryota; Viridiplantae; Streptophyta; Magnoliopsida; Malpighiales; Salicaceae. The transcript has a single exon. The record is from RefSeq and is a predicted model, not a curated record.
AAGAGAGCUUAUCCAUUAUAAUUAUAAAACUUACAACUACACUAUCCAGAAAUUGCAGGACGGUGUUGACGAAGAGAAAACUCAUCUUCUCCUAUCUAAGCCAUUUCAUUUCGAGCCCCUCUUUCUCUGGUUUAUUAUCAAUGGCAUCAAAGAAGUUUUUCAACGCAAGAGCUAACUACAUCUACCCUACUAUGGGGAGUGGUAAUAAUACAAUCACUGCUCAUGACAAAGUUUUUGAGCUCGAUGAGGAUGAUGUUUAUAAUUCCAACGUUGUUUCAUCGUUGGAGAGCAGGAAAACGAUACCAAGUUCUCGUUCAUCAAAGAAAGCUCCAAGGAAGGUCGAAAUGGCCAAGGACCUGGCCCCGGUGACGUGUGCAUCGUUGCCCGUGAACAUACCGGAUUGGUCCAAGAUUUAUAGCGAUCAUCAAAGGAAAGAGAAUGAAAAUAGUAUUUAUCACCUUGAUGAUGAUUCUGACCAUGAUGAUGAUGAUGAUCUAGAUGGUAGAGUGCCUCCACAUGAAUAUUUAGCUAGGAGGAGAGGAGCCUCCUUUUCUGUUCAUGAAGGGAUCGGAAGGACCUUGAAAGGGAGGGACUUGCGCCAGGUGAGAAAUGCAGUUUGGAAGAGAGUUGGAUUUGAAGAUUAGCAAAGAAGAUUCACUACAAGUACGAGUAAGAACAGUAGAAUUAAUUUCUGGGAAUUUAGAUAUGACAUGGAGUAGUUGAUGACUUUUUUCUUUUUAAGUGGAACAUUGUCCUUUGGUUAUAAGUGUUUUGAGUGUAGUCAGAGGAUAACUUUUUGCUUGUAGUUUCUUAGAUUUUAGACUGCAAGAGAAAAUCAGAAACCCUCUGGUUGUUCUGGUUUUAGACUCCCAUCGUUUGUCUUUUUUCCCAUUAAUUCUAUCUGUACUCUCUUUUGUUGAUAAUUAUGGUGUUAUGGAAAUUGAAGAAAUUACAGGUGA